This is a messenger RNA of Apodemus sylvaticus (European woodmouse), 1311 nucleotides long. RefSeq names its product zinc finger protein 239-like. The record is from RefSeq and is a predicted model, not a curated record. NCBI's taxonomy places the organism in Eukaryota, Metazoa, Chordata, Mammalia, Rodentia, Muridae. Gene Ontology annotation, biological process: regulation of transcription by RNA polymerase II. Gene Ontology annotation, molecular function: DNA-binding transcription factor activity, RNA polymerase II-specific; RNA polymerase II cis-regulatory region sequence-specific DNA binding. The transcript has 5 exons. Bases 1 to 1158 code for a protein of 385 amino acids. Gene Ontology annotation, cellular component: PcG protein complex; transcription regulator complex.
AUGUUACACUACCUGUGGGACACCAGUUCGGUUGGUUCCCCAACCAAGCAACCGCUGGCCGCGCCCCCUGACAUCAUCCGCGACCCGCCCCCUCCCUGUGACCGUGCAUCUCAGCCCCUGGCGGGCGCCAUGUUGGCGUCCCUGUCCAUCACCCGGGAACCGCUGGAUACAGUGACCUUUGAUGAUGUGUAUGUGAACUUCACCGAGGAAGAGUGGAAUUUGCUGGAUCCUUCCCAGAAGAAUCUCUACAAAAAUGUGAUGUCAGAAACCUACCUGAACCUCAAAGCUAUAGGCUAUAAUUGGGAAGAACAUCAUCUUGAAGAACACUGUCGAAAUAAUAGAAGUCAUGAAAGAAAUCUCCAAUAUCAUAAAACAACACAUACUGGAGAGAAAUCUCAUGAAUAUAAUCAAUGUGGUAAAGCCUUUACAAGACCAAGUCAUCUCCAAACACAUAAAAUUACACAUACAGGAGAGAAACCUUAUGAAUGCGAUCAAUGUGGUAAAGCCUUUGCACAGCGCAGUUCUCUCCAAUAUCAUAAAAGAACACAUACUGGAGAGAAACCUUAUGAAUGUAAUCGAUGUGGUAAAGCCUUUGCAUGUCACAGUAAUCUCCAAAUACAUAAAAGAACACAUACUGGAGAGAAACCUUAUGAAUGCGAUCAAUGUGGUAAAGCCUUUGCACAUCACAGUGGUCUCCAAAUACAUAAAAGAACACAUACUGGAGAGAAACCUUAUGAAUGUAAUCAAUGUGGUAAAGCCUUUGCAAGACCCAGUCAUCUCCAAUGUCAUAAAAGAACACAUACUGGAGAGAAACCUUAUGAAUGCGAUCAAUGUGGUAAAGCCUUUGCAUGUCACAGUGUUCUCAACAGACAUAAAAAAACACAUACUGGAGAGAAACAUUAUGAAUGUAAUCAAUGUGGUAAAGCCUUUGCACAGCACAGUGCUCUCCAAAUACAUAAAAGAACACAUACUGGAGAGAAACCUUAUGAAUGUAAUCAAUGUGGUAAAGCCUUUGCAAGACCCAGUCAUCUCCAGUAUCAUAAAAGAACACAUACUGGAGAGAAACCUUAUGAAUGUAAUCAAUGUGGUAAAGCCUUUACAAGACCCAGUCAUCUCCAGUAUCAUAAAAGAACACACACCAGACAGAAAACUUAUUAAUGUAAUCAAUGUGGUAAAGUGUUUUCACCAGGGAUAAAUCUCCUAAUUCUGUGUGCUGGAGAGAAACAUAAUGAAUAUGAUCAUGAAUUAAGUGGGAAUUAGGAGGGUAUCAUAGUAGGAUAUGAUAGACAUGGGUGCUUGGGAUUAUUUCCA